Elgaria multicarinata webbii is the source of this 9257-nucleotide messenger RNA. RefSeq names its product ankyrin repeat domain containing 50 (gene ANKRD50). Bases 985 to 5241 code for a protein of 1418 amino acids. Gene Ontology annotation, biological process: protein localization to T-tubule; regulation of cardiac muscle contraction. Gene Ontology annotation, molecular function: protein binding. Gene Ontology annotation, cellular component: T-tubule. The transcript has 5 exons. NCBI's taxonomy places the organism in Eukaryota, Metazoa, Chordata, Lepidosauria, Squamata, Anguidae. The record is from RefSeq and is a predicted model, not a curated record.
UCUGACGCGUGGUUUUGUUUUGUUUCGUAUCUCUCGGGCUCAAAUCUCUGUCCGGCGUCUGCCUUGGGUGCAAGGGCGGCUGCCGUGACGCCUCCCCUCCGCUUCGCCUGUCUUGUGCAAAGCCGGCUGGGGCGACCUGGCGAGUGGACGCUCUCGCCUGGUGUUUCGUUUGGCUAGACGCGCGUGGGGUCUUUCGUUUGGAUCCACGCGAUGCACAGUGGCAAAGGUCUGGGGGAAGACAUGGAGCAUUGUGACAUCUGCCCUCGGGCACCUGGCAAAUCCUAGUAAACCAGGAAAUCGCAAAAGAAAGCACUUGCUGACUGUCUCCUGUGCAAAAAGUUCCACUGUUCCUCAUCUGAAGGACUUUUUUGGACCACAGAAGCUUUCAUAAACUUUAGCUAACUACUGCUCAAGAAGUGAGGCACAUCCGUAUGUUCGCAAUAUGAACUGCAUUCGCUGAAGGGAAAAGAAGCCUUUUGUUUUAUCCUUGCAGAAAUUGCAGCUUUUGAGGGUUAUAAAAACCGCACAUAUUUUGGAAUGACUGGAAUGUAGAGAAACAAAAUAAAAUGUGGGAAUUUGGAGUGCAUGUUAGCAGUUCUGCUUUUUAAAAUACGUCGUCUGCAUAGAGGAACAUGCAUCCCUGUAAGCUGCAGCUGUAGUCAUGGCACUGUGUGACCCUUUAAGCCAUAUGAGAAGUAUUACUGAGCCUUGGUAUCAAACGUAGCUUUACCUCUAAAUCGGAUGAACAGCGAUACACUAUGUGCUAAUCAAAAGCGCAUUUGGAUGAGAAGAUGCCUCUUGUCCACACGACGAUGCCACUGACCAUUAUGUGAGGGCAUGAAGGGUUCGCGGGGACUGCAUUGUGUCCUGUGAUGACAUUCCGUGCAAUGUUCACCCUGGCUUGGAUGUAAGGAUCUGUUGUCUUAGAUGAAACUUAAGAUGCGUUGCUGUUCCUGACCUGUCCCAGAAAAGAAAGUCUGUAAAAUGGCUCAGACCAGCUUGCUGCAGGGGAAGCAGUUUUAUUGUAGAGAGUGGGUUUUUCACAAGCUUCAGCACUGCCUCCAGGAGAAGACAAGCUGUAGCAACAGCACUGCCAAUAAACCAUCUGUUGUGUUGAAUGCCGGGACUAAUACUUGUGUCGUCCCUGGCAAGGGAGCUGCCUGGGGUGUGUUGUUAGUAGGCGGGCCUGGUAGUGGCAAGACAGCCCUCUGUACUGAGUUACUGUGGCCAAGCUCACCUGCCAGUCUCCAAAGGGGGUUACAUCAUCAAGCCCUGGCCUUCCACUUCUGCAGGGCUCAGGAUUCAGACACUCUCUGUGUGGGAGGGUUUGUUAGAGGGUUAGUUGCCCAGAUCUGUCGCGGCGGACUGAUUCAGGGAUACGAGGACAAACUGCGCGAUCCUGCUGUUCAAAGCCUCUUGCAGCCUGGGGAGUGUGAGAGGAACCCUGCUGAAGCAUUUAAAAGGUGCAUUCUGCUCCCCCUUCUAGGAACGAACCCUCCUCAGCAAAGUCUCUUCCUCCUCAUAGAUUCAGUAGAUGAGGGUUGUAACAUUGCAGAAGGUGACCAGACGUCCACAGCCUUAUCUGGAACUAUAGCCGAACUUCUAGCUAGUCACUAUGAGUUUUUCCCCCCCUGGUUGCUGCUUCUAUGCUCUGCCCGGAAGCAGAGCAAAACUGUUACAAAAAUGUUUACUGGCUUUCGAAAAAUAAGUCUUGAUGAUCUCCGAAAGGCCUAUAUUGUGAAAGAUGUCCAACAGUAUAUUCUUCAUCGCUUAGAUCAAGAAGAAGCACUGAGACAACAUCUCACAAAAGAAACCGCAGAAAUGUUGAAUCAGCUUCACAUUAAAAGCAGUGGAUGUUUCCUGUAUCUAGAGCGUGUCUUAGAUGGAGUAGUAGAAAAUUUUAUCAUGUUAAGAGAAAUCCGUGAUAUCCCAGGAACACUCAAUGGCCUCUACCUUUGGCUUUGUCAGAGACUUUUUGUGAGAAAACAGUUUGCAAAGGUCCAACCUAUUCUGAAUGUAAUCCUUGCUGCUUGCAGACCACUGACUACAAUUGAAUUGUUCCAUGCAGUGUGGACCAAAAACAUGGCAUUAUCUAUGGAGGAUUUUCAGCGCAAGCUAGAUGUUCUGUCAAAAGUUCUUGUUGAUGGACUUGGAAACACAAAGAUCCUAUUUCACUACAGUUUUGCAGAAUGGUUGCUGGAUGUAAAACACUGUACACAAAAAUAUUUGUGUAAUGCAGCAGAAGGACACAGAAUGCUAGCUAUGAGUUACACCUGUCGAGCCAAGGAUCUAACACCAUUGGAGGCUCAAGAAUUUGCUUUGCAUCUCAUUGACUCAAAUUUGCAACUGGAGACCUCUGAGUUGGCUUUGUGGAUGAUCUGGAAUGGUACACCUGUCAAAGAUUCUUUGUCAACGUUGAUCCCCAAAGAACAAGAAGUUUUACAGUUGCUAGUGAAAGCUGGUGCUCAUGUCAACAGUGAGGAUGAUCGGACAUCCUGCAUUGUGCGGCAGGCUUUAGAAAGAGAAGAUUCCAUUCGUACAUUAUUGGAUAAUGGUGCUUCAGUAAACCAGUGCGAUUCAAAUGGGAGAACACUGUUGGCUAAUGCUGCAUAUAGCGGCAAUCUUGAUGUAGUCAAUUUGCUUGUUUCUAGAGGAGCCGAUUUAGAGAUUGAAGAUGCACACGGGCAAACAGCACUUACUUUAGCUGCUCGGCAGGGACACACCAAAGUUGUCAAUUGUUUGAUUGGAUGUGGUGCUAACAUAAAUCAUACUGACCAUGACGGGUGGACAGCACUACGAUCUGCAGCAUGGGGUGGGCAUACCGAGGUGGUUUCUGCACUCCUUUAUGCUGGAGUAAAAGUGGAUUGUGCAGAUGCUGACAGUCGAACAGCCUUGAGAGCAGCAGCCUGGGGAGGACAUGAAGAUAUUGUGCUGAAUCUGUUGCAACAUGGGGCUGAGGUCAACAAAGCGGAUAAUGAAGGUAGAACUGCUUUAAUUGCAGCAGCAUACAUGGGACAUAAAGAGAUUGUGGAGCAUUUGCUGGACCAUGGGGCAGAGGUAAACCAUGAGGAUGUGGAUGGAAGGACUGCUCUCUCUGUUGCUGCUCUUUGUGUACCUGCUAGUAAGGGACAUGCUUCAGUCGUGAGCCUUUUAAUAGACCGGGGUGCUGAAGUGGAUCAUUGUGACAAGGAUGGCAUGACUCCACUGCUGGUGGCAGCCUAUGAAGGACAUGUUGAUGUGGUUGACUUGCUUCUGGAAGGUGGAGCAGAUGUAGAUCAUACUGACAACAAUGGUCGCACUCCUCUUCUUGCUGCAGCUUCAAUGGGCCAUGCUUCCGUUGUAAAUACUCUGUUGUUUUGGGGGGCAGCUGUGGAUAGCAUUGAUAGUGAAGGACGGACAGUUCUUAGCAUAGCUUCUGCCCAAGGUAAUGUUGAAGUAGUACGGACUCUGCUGGAUAGAGGGUUAGAUGAAAAUCAUAGAGAUGAUGCAGGAUGGACACCUUUGCACAUGGCAGCUUUUGAAGGACACAGGUUAAUAUGUGAAGCACUUAUAGAACAAGGUGCUCGAACAAAUGAGAUUGAUAAUGAUGGACGCAUAGCCUUCAUAUUGGCUGCCCAGGAAGGUCACUAUGAUUGUGUGCAGACCUUACUGGAAAAUAAAUCGAACAUUGAUCACAGAGGCUAUGAUGGGAGAAAUGCGCUCCGUGUUGCUGCUUUAGAAGGCCAUAGAGAUAUAGUUGAACUACUCUUCAGUCAUGGAGCUGAUGUGAACUACAAAGAUGCUGAUGGCCGGCCAACACUCUACAUCUUGGCUUUAGAGAAUCAGCUAACAAUGGCCGAGUAUUUUUUAGAAAAUGGUGCAAAUGUAGAAGCUAGUGAUGCUGAAGGAAGAACAGCACUCCAUGUUUCCUGCUGGCAGGGCCACCUGGAGAUGGUACAGAUGCUGAUAACAUAUCAUGCCGCUGUGAAUGCAGCAGACAAUGAGAAACGGUCAGCUUUGCAAUCUGCGGCAUGGCAGGGCCAUGUCAAAGUAGUUCAGCUUUUGAUUGAGCGUGGGGCCCUAGUUGACCAUACGUGUAACCAAGGUGCUACUGCACUCUGUAUUGCAGCCCAAGAAGGGCACAUUGAUGUUGUGCAGAUAUUACUGGAACAUGGUGCUGAUCCAAAUCAUGCAGAUCAGUUUGGACGCACAGCUAUGCGUGUUGCUGCAAAAAACGGGCACACGCAGAUAAUUAAAUUACUGGAAAAAUACGGCGCUUCUAGUCUAAAUGGCUGCACUCCUUCUCCGGUCCAUACAAUGGAGCAAAAACCAUUGCAGUCAGUAUCUUCAAAAAUGCAAUCCUUAACCAUAAAAUCAAAUAGUUCAGGGAGCACUGGCGGGGGAGAUAUGCAGCCUGCUUUGCGUGGCUUGUCUAAUGGGCCAGCCCAUGCCUUCAGUUCUCCUUCUGAAUCUCCCGAUUCUACUGUUGAUCGGCAGAAGUCCUCUUUAUCCAAUAAUUCCUUGAAAAGCUCAAAAAACUCUUCUCUUCGCACAACUUCAUCUACAGCUACUGCCCAGACAGUACCUAUUGAUAGUUUUCACAAUAUGUCCUUUACGGAACAAAUACAGCAGCAUUCAUUGCCCCGCAGCAGAAGUAGGCAGUCCAUUGUUUCCCCUUCUUCCACAACUCAUUCCUUAAGUCAGAAUCAUAGUUCACCAAAUAGCGAAUUUGAGUGGAGUCAAGUUAAACCCAGCUUGAAAUCAACGAAAGCAAGCAAACCAGGGAAAACAGAAAACUCCAGCAAAUCUGGAUCUGCUGGGAAAAAAGUGAAACAGAGCACCUCCUCUCAGCCAAAAGUUCUAGAAUAUGAAAUGACUCAGUUUGAUAAACGGAUACCUGUUGCCAAAUGUGGGGCUAGUGUUCCCCUUAAAUCGAUGCCUGCGGACACUCAGUGUAAAAUUUUAGUCCCUCCAGCCCAGCAAGAAGUUUGCCGGUCUCAACAGCAGUUCCUGAUCCACCAGCAAAGUGGGGAUCAGAAAAAACGAAAUGGAAUAAUGACAAACCCAAACUACCAUCUUCAGAGCAAUCAGGUUUUUCUUGGUAGAGUUUCCGUCCCACGAACUGUACAGGAUCGAGGGCAUCAGGAGGUUUUAGAAGGCUAUCCUUCAGCAGAGACAGAGUUAAGCCUUAAGCAAGCCUUAAAACUUCAAAUUGAGGGGAAUGACCCAAGUUUCAACUAUAAGAAGGAAACGCCAUUGUAACAGACAGCUCCACGACACCAUAAAUAAAAAGAAGAGCUUCUGCCUAGAAUGGUUUGUCAGCUGAGCUGGGAUAAAAAAGCAUGUCUUGCUUAUUGAACCACAUUGAAAACUACGAAUGUGAUCGCUGCAGUACAGUUACCUUGAUUACUGUAAUGUGCCUAAAAGUUUUAAGGCUGCCUUCUUAAUGUAACCUUCUGUGCUUCAGAAAUUUUAUUUUGUGUACUCUGUACUUAAUACACAAAAUAAGCACUUUCUUUUUCUUCCUUAGUAGCAAAAUGAGAUAAAUGCUGUAUUUUCCUCACACACCUGAAAAACUAAGAGCUAGAAAUGGGAGUUUCCUUUUCAAGAAGGCUCGAUGGGUGUAAAUGUGCCACAGUGGACUUCGUUUUGAAAGGCAAUGCCUUCGGUAUUUAUUUUAUUUUAAUGUGGUAUAAGAAACAACAUACAGCCAAAAAGACAAGGAGUGUCCUGAGCCACCUUAAAGACUAAAGCAGGUCCUCUCACCUUGACCCAAUCACUUGUGAGUUCCCUUUAAUAGGCUCUUUUAACCCAAAUCAAGUACUUUUUCUCUCCGCUCUGUUUGUACCAGCUCUGUGGCAGCAAAAUUUUAGCUGGUUAACAUUUAAGGUGCCAUAGGACCUUUUGUCUUUCUGCUGAAAAUUCACAUGAUCAAAUCUGCACAAGAAGCCCCGACUAUAUCCCCAAAGGGGAGACGUGCCAUUGGCAUGUAGAACAGAAUGUGUGAGAUGGCACAUCCAUAGAUGUACCCACAGAAGCAAGUGAUAAUACUGGGUUGCGGUGGUUCAUAAAUCACUUCUGCAGAUCCAGGCAAUGAUGCCUGGACCUCUGCAGUGGUACCUGUGGAAAAGCUGGCUCACACAUGACAUUCUUCAUGUCAUCAUGGGCACAUAGGCAUCACAUAAUGUAGAACUCACUUUGAACAUGUAAACCCUACUCUUCUGUACAACUUCAAUCACACUGACAUUGCUGUAAUGUAUUUCUGUGUAGUUAAAAUGCUUCUCAUAAGAAAAGACCAUUCUUGUGACAGUAUUGGCUAAAAUGCGGUACUUGUGUUUGGCCCUGGUCAGUAGUGGAUAAAAGAUUAUAGCAUAAUUCAUCCAUCACUUUCUCCCAUUACUCAUUUUGAAGGCUGUUUGUGAAAGAACAGUUCUUAGGACUCGAACCAAUUCUCAUGUUGCCUGCUUAAUGAAAGUAUAUCUCUGGCUUCCAGAGGCUAAUAGAUGUAGCCGGUACAUUCAGUGUCUUCCAACACCAUUCCCUAGACAAUCCUUUGCUUUGCUUCGGGCUUACCUGUGGAAGAGUCGUACGUUUGUUCAAUCCUCAGUUAAAAGGAUUUCAGUUAAAGGGCUGAGCAAGACCUCUGUAAAGGCCUGGGCUAGAUGGACCAGAGACGUGACUCCUUAGGGCAGCUUCGUGUGCUCAAAAGUGAAAUCAUCAGGAGACUUUGACAAGAAGAGGUCUUUGGCUUUGCCCCCAGGAAGCUGCCGUAGUCUUACAGUAGGAAUAACCGCUCACUCAUUCUGGUAGCAGCUGCUCUUUGUCUUGUUCGCAGCAUGCCCAAGCCACUGAUACAUAAUCUCUCUUUUCAGAUGAUUAGUUUACCACCUGUUAAUGUUAUCUUUGGAUUAGAUGUAAAUUGUUAACUCCAAACUACCCAUGGUCUUGAUCAUUAAUCACAUGUCAUAGGCCAAGGUGCACUUGCAUCUAAAAAUAGUUCUGUAAAAUUGGAUGUUACAAAAACUCUGGAGUCCACUACUUUCUCAAAUGUAUAUUUUAAAAAAUAUAUGUUAAGAUGCUUGGAGUUCAAUAGUUAUAUCUGAAAAGGUGUCCCAAAAUGCCUUGCAGAAGAUUUUAUUUAUCUAUAUCAAACAUUGUCUCCAACGCUAUUUCUUAUAACCAAGAAAAUGAAACCAGGAUAGGGAUAUGGCGAUAGGAGCAGACUUGAUUUACAGGUGACACUAGGGGGUGAAGGCACAUUUAUCCCUCUGCUCCAGUUGUGUCACCACCGUUACUCCUAAUUUUUUCCCUACAGUAAGGAAUGGCAGCUAUUCACUUAUAUAGGAGAACAUACAGUUCUGCACGUGGCAACACUGCCAUUAAGUUAAAACCUGUUCUAUAGGCCUGAGAGUAGAUGGCUUGCCAUAAGGGGGAUGAAACUUGAUCCUGUGAAGAGAGAAUACAAAGAGUACUUCCAGAUGAAACCUUGAUCGCACCAUUGCUCUACUUCAUUCAUGGAAUUUUACAGGGGAACCAGUCAAUGACAUCUUCACCUUGUAACCCUCCCAUGUUUUCCCAGAACCACUUCGUUCUCACUGCAGAACAUCCAUUUAGGAAGAAAAGACAGAACAGCUGCACAGCGUCUUCAUUCUAAUUGGUAGUGCUAAGGUCCUGUGUCUGGAAGUAUCCCCAAAACACGUCAUUCAACAGGGAUUCCUGUGAUUUUGAAAUACCUCCCCUGCAUGUGCCCCCACCUACCACACUGAUGAAGUGUUUUGAGUUACUAAUCAUUGCUGCCGUGAAUUUCUUGAGGUUUUUUUUUUUAAAAAAAAAAAAUACUUCGGGUGCUUCCAAUGAAAGGCUUCUGGGAUUACCAAUCAAAAGGCAUUGUGUACAGAUUCCAUCCUUUCUUCCUUAGCAGGUAUUUAAGGAAAGAUGGAAGAAACAUGGGAAGGUUAUCAGUUGAAGGUAGGACACCUGGCCCUGCUGUAAAAAUGUGAAUGAGGCAGGGCUAUUGCACAAUAAAAGCCUUGUCUGGAAGGACCUUUAGGUAAGAAUGUUGUGAAGUGGUAUAGUAAGGGUCCAAAAUGUUGCUUCCAGCUUGUUCCAAACUUUAAGUACUGGAUGUUUGCAAUACUGCACAAGAAUAAACUCUUCUAUCUUAUUAGAUAUAUGUUUUGAUCUGUAGAACGACAUCCCUAAAUGUUGCCUUCUCUCUGGAUCUCAGCUGUUGCUGAGAUGAUAUUUAUUUAAUUGUAUUGUUUUAUUACAGUAUGUACCUUGUGACUCAAUGAUGACCAUUUUUGGCCAUUUUGACAGGGAGGCUAUGCAUUCCAGAAGCCUUCUGGAUUUUCAGCAGAACAAUCUUAAUGUUUGAAGGAGCUGGUGAGGGGUGUAACAUUCCCCAAGCACAGAAAUUACUAAAAGAAGGUCAGCAGGAAAGUGCUACCUUUCAGAGAACUGAAACAAAUGUUCCUUUUCAGAAAUGCUAUGGAAUACAGCAUGUUUCUCUGUUUAAAAGUAUUGAUUUGACAAGAGUGUGAGAUUUUUACGCAUUACUUAAAUAUAUCAUUUUAAUAUAUUGGCUUUUGUGGCCUCUAAGAGAAAGGUAAAAUUGCCCUGAAUAUUGGCAAUUCUGUGGUGUGUGUGUGUUGAAAUUGUUAGAUGUGCUUCAGUUCUGUUAAGCCAUAACUUGGCAGACCUGAUCAGCUAUAAUUUAGCAUAAUUCGAGACCCUCUGUGUUUCUUUUUCCAUUCCACAAAUCUCUGUAUCUCUAGUCCUGCUUUAUCUUCAUCUUCCUUUUCCCUAUAUUGUCCGAAGGUAACACUUAAGGAAAUUGGGGGAUGUUACACAAUUCAUAACUGGGAGAGAUGGGGAAGGACUGGUGAACAUUAAUAUCUGUACCACACGCAUGCCAAGGAAGCUGUCUUAAAAGGGAAGUAAAAGACAAAUCAAAUUUUAACAUAUUAAGCUGUAGCAGUGCCCUUUAAGCCCUUGUCAUGAUCAGUAUUGGAAAAUGGCUUUGCUUUUUCUUAAAGCAUCGUUUUCUCAUGUCAACUCUGCUGCUAUGCAAAUGUCUGUUUAUGCUCGUUAUCCUCCGUUGGAACUCUUCAAAUUACAUGGUGCGCAGAUAAGACUUCUUUUCCUGGACUGGGUUGUAAAUAGCCUAUAAUGUACAUUGAAUUUCACAUUGUAAAAUUUUUAUUUUAUUUCUUGUAUUAUAUUAAGCAAAAAUCCUUAUGUAUAUGAAAGUGCAUAAUAAAUAUAUUUGCUUUUCA